Messenger RNA from Aphanomyces astaci, 879 nucleotides. RefSeq lists its product as hypothetical. Gene Ontology annotation, cellular component: nucleus. Gene Ontology annotation, biological process: double-strand break repair; single strand break repair. The transcript has 2 exons. NCBI's taxonomy places the organism in Eukaryota, Oomycota, Saprolegniomycetes, Saprolegniales, Verrucalvaceae. Gene Ontology annotation, molecular function: single-stranded DNA binding; DNA 5'-adenosine monophosphate hydrolase activity; single-strand break-containing DNA binding. The coding region runs from base 121 to 816 and encodes 231 amino acids. The record is from RefSeq and is a predicted model, not a curated record.
AAAUUUUCGAAUUAGCAGUUAGCUUUUCCGUAAAUCCUUGUUGAACUCUUCGUUUCGGAAUGAGUAUUCAGGGUAACUUAGGCACUUUCAUGGUGUCCACUUGGGUUUACACUGUUAACGAUGGCACACCAGGACAAAGAUGCUUGGCGCGACAGACUCCGGCGAUACUUGGACGACCCAGCCGAGCACGCCGAUGUGAUUACCUACGACGACGAGUUCGUCGUAGUUCAGGACAAGUACCCUAAGGCUACUGUGCACUUCCUCGUCAUUCCUCGCCAAGUGCUGUCGAUGGGAGUGGGUGACCUCGAUCGAGAGCACCUGCCGCUUCUGCGCCGCAUGGCGGACCUCGUGGCGCCAUUAACCGCUUCGUUUCCGGACCUACAAGUGGGCUUCCACGCGGUUCCGUCGAUGCGGCAAUUGCACUUGCACGUUGUCUCGACCGACUUCUCGUCUCCGUCGCUCAAGCAUAAAAAGCACUGGCAUUCGUUCACCACCACUUUCUUUAAACCCCUAGCCGAUGUGUUAUCAACCAUCGACUCGACAGGCCAGAUGGCCGUGCGUUGCGUACGAGAACGCGAAUUGCUCGAGGCAACGAUGAUCGUGUGCAAUCAGUGUGCUACCACGUUCAAGACCUUGCCGCAGCUCAAACGUCAUCUCAUAUCCGUGCAUCCUGCGACGGUGUCCCUGGACGCUGUCAAGCAGCUUUUGUCGACGAUUUUCUCAAAGAAACGAACCGCCACCAAUGCUCCAGUCGAGGUCCCAUCACCCAAGCGCCAAGCUCACGCCUCUCCGACUGCCACGUCAGUCACACAAUGAACCAUGUUAAAACCUCAUCUGAUUGGCAUACCGUUAACAUGUAAUAAGGCUACCGAGAAUAAG